AUGUCUACGCAAAUCCCCAGACCGUCUUCAAAUACCACCAAUUCGUCAAACUCGACCAACUCGAACCAGCCAUUCACCGGCAACAUGGAUGCUUACACGCUCUCCAUGUACGAGCACACGAAGCGCCUUAUGGCAGCUGCCCAGAUCCCCUACGGUAGCCCCGCCAGCCUCCUCCUCGCAACCUCUCCGAACGACCCGGUCACGACCGGAACGGGCUCCGGCAGCUUCACGGAUAAGUUGCUCGUUGCUCUGUGGCCCGUCUUGGUGCCAACCAAGGUUGUCGACGAAACCGCAAACUCGCUCCGGUCCUUUCUCGAGACUCUCCUCCGAAGAUCAUCUGCUUCGUACAAUACCCUGCUUGCGGCGUUUUACUAUUUGGUCCUUUUCCAGUCGAUCGCGACUCUGCCGCUCGACGCAACAAAACACACCCCCUGCCUACAAAAGUUACGAUCCCUCCAGUGCCCGCGGCGUAUGUUCCUCGCCGCCCUCAUGCUGGGCUGGAAGUUUACUCAAGAGCAGGCUUUCUCAACCGCCACGUGGGCCACAUUUUCGGGACUUUCUGUGAGAGAGCUGAACCGCAACGAGGCGGCGUUCUUGUCCAUGAUUGACUGGCGCCUUUACAUUUCACAGGCCGUCUUUGCGCAAUGGGACACAGAGGUGUCGUACCACGUCCAGACGCCCAAUGUUGCGUUGUCUGGCAAAAUUUUCGGGAUUGGAAGCUCAAUUGCUACCGCGUGA
Colletotrichum spaethianum is the source of this 738-nucleotide messenger RNA. Its product is annotated as G1/S-specific cyclin pas1. NCBI's taxonomy places the organism in Eukaryota, Fungi, Ascomycota, Sordariomycetes, Glomerellales, Glomerellaceae. Bases 1 to 738 code for a protein of 245 amino acids. The record is from RefSeq and is a predicted model, not a curated record. Gene Ontology annotation, cellular component: nucleus; cyclin-dependent protein kinase holoenzyme complex. Gene Ontology annotation, biological process: regulation of cyclin-dependent protein serine/threonine kinase activity. Gene Ontology annotation, molecular function: cyclin-dependent protein serine/threonine kinase regulator activity; protein kinase binding. The transcript has 2 exons.